AUGACACCACAACAAGUGCCGGUGCGGCAAAGAUGUCGAUUUAUCGGUCUUGCUGUCGUGGUGGGCGCGGUGGUCGUUCUAUUUCUUGGAGCGGCUGUGGAGCUGGAGAAGCAUGAGAAAGUAAAUCUUGCUGCGCUGGAGCUCGGCGUCGGGGGGCACUAUGACGAUCUUGGGGACAAUGAUGCCGAUGCCCGGCGGCGAUGGCGGAGCAGGAGUAAGGUUUCUUGA
Molecule: messenger RNA, 228 nt
Organism: Linum trigynum
Lineage: Eukaryota; Viridiplantae; Streptophyta; Magnoliopsida; Malpighiales; Linaceae
Source: the annotation of a GenBank genome assembly